Messenger RNA from Coniophora puteana RWD-64-598 SS2, 417 nucleotides. RefSeq lists its product as uncharacterized. The record is from RefSeq and is a predicted model, not a curated record. Bases 1 to 417 code for a protein of 138 amino acids. Lineage: Eukaryota; Fungi; Basidiomycota; Agaricomycetes; Boletales; Coniophoraceae. The transcript has a single exon.
AUGAUCAGAAUCUCAUGUAUCAAAGGCUACAAAACCCCUACCAUGAAUAACAGGGCUGUUGUUGCAAUGUUUGCGGAUGAUACAACUGUUUUCCUCAGCCACAACAACAACUUCCAUGCUCUCAACAUGAUCCUAAACUACUGGUGUAUUGCAUCAGAAGCCAAGUUCAACAUUGACAAAACAGAAAUCAUACCUAUCGGCUCCCCAGAACACUGUACAAGAAUAAUUGAAACCAGGAAACUUCACCCAUUGCAUAACCCAAUCCCCAGGAAUAUCCAAGUUGCCAAAAACAGGAUGGCAGUCCGCAUACUAGGAGCGUGGCUAGGAAACAAAGUUAACCAAGCCACUGUCUGGUCUACCAUAAUUGACCAGAUAAAAAAUAACUUUCAGAAUGGGAACAAUCAUAUCCAUCCCUAG